AUGAAGGUCACUGCUCUCCUCUGCACUCUUAUGGCUGCCGCCACCGUCAGUGCUUCAGCAUUCACCGACCCAAAGAUUCUGGACGUCUGCGGUGCCGGCUAUGGUGGCGACCAAAGGCGUACAAACAGCGGUUGCCAGGCCUCAAACGGAGACAGACACUUCUGCGGUUGUGACAGAACCGGCGUCGUUCAGUGCAAGGGUGGAAAGUGGACGGAGAUUCAAGAUUGCCACAGUGGCACUUGCCACGGUACCAACGAUGGUGGAGCCGUCUGCUAG
Molecule: messenger RNA, 276 nt
Organism: Penicillium canescens
Lineage: Eukaryota; Fungi; Ascomycota; Eurotiomycetes; Eurotiales; Aspergillaceae
Product: DUF1962 domain-containing protein
Exons: 2
Coding region: 1-276 (91 amino acids)
Source: RefSeq, a predicted model, not a curated record